AUGUCACUGAUAUUAGAUAUAAAUAAAAAUCCAAUUAUUGAUAAUGAAAACAAUCAAGAAUCAACAAGAAUAUUAUUUAAAAAAGUUUGGGAUAAUGUAGUGAUAAUUCAAGAAGAGGAAGAAGAAGAAGAAGAGGAAGAAGAGGAAGAAGAAAUAGAAGAAGAAGAAAAAGAAGAAAAAGAAAAAGAAAAAAAAGAUGACGAAGAUGAUGAUAGUAGAUAA
Molecule: messenger RNA, 222 nt
Organism: Dictyostelium discoideum AX4
Lineage: Eukaryota; Evosea; Eumycetozoa; Dictyosteliales; Dictyosteliaceae
Exons: 3
Coding region: 1-222 (73 amino acids)
Source: RefSeq, a predicted model, not a curated record